Messenger RNA from Arachis duranensis, 582 nucleotides. RefSeq names its product kiwellin-1. The transcript has a single exon. The coding region runs from base 1 to 582 and encodes 193 amino acids. Lineage: Eukaryota; Viridiplantae; Streptophyta; Magnoliopsida; Fabales; Fabaceae. The record is from RefSeq and is a predicted model, not a curated record.
AUGAAGAUCUCAAAAUCUUGUGUAAUCUUGGUUCUUCUCAUAAUAAGCUUUUUAAGUGCACUAGCCUUAGCUCAUAAACAUGAUUAUGAUGAUCACACAUGUAAGCCUAGUGGCAAGUUAAGGGGCAAAAAACCACCAAAAGGGAAAUGCAAGAAAGACAAUUUAUCCGAGUGUUGCAAACAUGGCAAGGUUUAUACAACGUAUGAGUGUUCGCCCAAGAUCACGAACCGAACGAAGGCGAUCUUAACACUGAACGGAUUUGAGAAGGGUAAGGACGGAGGAGCGCCGUCUGAGUGCGACAACAAGUACCACUCAGACGACGUUCCAAUCGUGGCACUGUCGUCGGGGUGGUUCAACAAAAAGAAGAGGUGCAUGAACAAGAUUAGCAUAUUUGGGAAUGGAAGAAAGGUUAAUGCAAUGGUGGUUGAUGAGUGUGACUCUACAAUGGGGUGUGAUUCUGAGCAUGAUUUCCAGCCUCCUUGCCCUAACAAUGUUGUUGAUGCCUCCAGAGCUGUUUGGAAGGCCUUGGGUGUUCCAAAGAAGGAUUGGGGUGGAAUGCAAGUUUUUUGGACUGAUGCUUGA